UAAGUGAUAACACAAUUUUUGAAGGAAGAAACGUUACGUUGGACAUAUAAUCAGAAGCACCAACUGCUGCUGAAGCGGUAUACAGACUUCUUUAUGAAAAAAGUCUAAGCAAGUUCAGAAGAACAUGAAAGUCUACCUUUUUAAUUUUUCUCUACACCAAGAAAAAACUCCACAAUUCAAAAUUUAUACCCAUCCAUGUCAAGUAAAAUUGUUACGCAUGAUGCUGAAAAGGUCGGAGCUCCUACACCCCUAAAACUGAAUCUCAACUUGAGUUUGGCAAUGCAUCGUCUAUUCACCUUUCCACUCCUGUCUUACCAGCUCUUCCAAUUCGAACUGCUCCACGCGCUGUCGGAUCUGGGUUUCUACUUUGCCAAUGGAUGUAUGAUUUGCAAUUUUUGUGGGUUCAUCAUAACUACUGGGCAAUUGUCAGAAUACUUUAAUCACGGUUUAGAACAUGUUCAAAAGGUCAUUCACAAAUUGCACAGAAACUGUAAAAUCGGUGGCGAUGAUUCGGAAAAUGUGCCGAUGGGAAAGAGUUUGGAUGACCAUCUGAAUUACAAAUACGAGGCACACCGUCUGUACUCGCUGCUGAAAAAGAAUGACUGGCAGUUCGUUGAGCCCUUCAGUUUGGCCAAAAGCGGAUUUUACUACUCUGGACACGAAGACAACGUCAUUUGCGCAUAUUGCAAUUUGGAAGUCCGCGGAUGGGAGGAGGGAGACACGCCGGACGGAGAACACAGGCGUUGGAACCCGAAUUGCCCCUUUUUGUGCGAUUGCAAGAGCGUCAUAAACAUUUCGAUCGGAAGCGAGCAAAUUGAUGGGAUACAUGCUAAUGGCCUUUCCAAGAUGAAUAUUGGCAGAAACCCGUUUGCUUUGACGAAGGGACUGGAAAUUUUCGGACCAAACAUUCAUUUCGUGAUAAAAAGCAGCCUUCUAUUCCUUGUGACCCCUCGCGACUUGAAUAUUCAAGAUUGGUUCAAACCUUUGAACCCGAAAUUUGCCACCUUAAACAGCCGACUCAAUUCUUUUAAAGGUUUUUGGCCGAAAUGUCUUAAUCAAACUCUAAUUGCAAUGUCUCGCGCUGGUUUCUUUUACACCGGAACUGGAGAUCGAGCCAUUUGCUUCCAUUGUAAUUUGGGCUUGAAAGACUGGGACCCUAACGAUGACCCUUUCAUCCAACAUUGUAAAUGGAACUCGAAUUGCCAAUACAUCAGCAGGAUGAGCAAAGUGGAGCGUAGUAAGGACGAAAUCACGAACGCACCUGCUAAAAGAUGUACCGACGGCGAUAUUCUUUGCCUCAAAUGCAGUGUGAAAAAUGUGUCCAAAGUAAAUUUGCCCUGCGGACACAUGACAUUUUGCAACUCCUGCUCUGGAAAAUCUUGCUUAGUUUGUCGAAGCGAUAUAAUUGCAGAAAUCAAUGUGUUAGGCUUUUCUAAUAUUGAGUCUGAAGAGGCAAAAAAUGAGGACACCCUCUCCUGCCUUAUUGACGAUUCCGCGGCCAACAAUCAGCCGAAACAAGGAAUACUUUGUCUGAGCAUCAGAGAAUUUGUGAAAAUUUGCAGAGACAUUGCAGUAUGGGUGCUUCAACGCUUUUCAAAGCUUAACAAAAGGUGCCGCAAGCGUUUGUCUUUUUCUGUCUGAUAAAGCGUUGCUUAUUCACAUCUAACAAACUUCUAGUUGCACAAAGGGAAUGCUUUUAAUAAUAUAGACAUAUAUGUAUCACAUUUAGUUUUUUUUCGAUAGUAUGUAUUUGUUAUUUAGCCAAUAUUAAAAAUAUUUUACUUGGA
This is a messenger RNA of Cloeon dipterum, 1787 nucleotides long. RefSeq names its product baculoviral IAP repeat-containing protein 1-like. NCBI's taxonomy places the organism in Eukaryota, Metazoa, Arthropoda, Insecta, Ephemeroptera, Baetidae. The coding region runs from base 196 to 1641 and encodes 481 amino acids. The transcript is spliced from 2 exons. Gene Ontology annotation, cellular component: cytoplasm; nucleus. The record is from RefSeq and is a predicted model, not a curated record. Gene Ontology annotation, biological process: regulation of cell cycle; negative regulation of apoptotic process. Gene Ontology annotation, molecular function: cysteine-type endopeptidase inhibitor activity involved in apoptotic process.